AUGCAUGGCUCCUCCCAUUCAUGCCAGGGCGUGGCGGAGCUGUUCAGGAAGGCUGAAGAGGUCAUCGACAAGCAUGCCACGGACAACCCGGCCAUAACGUCCGCGGAUGCCCAGGCCAGCGCAAAAUGGAGCGCCCCGCUCUUUCUCAAAGUGAAGGCGGGAGGGAUAGGCAUCUCUGUCGGCUACACCACCAUCAGCAGCUGCGUGAUAGUCGACUCCCCUGAGGAGGUGAAGAAAUUUGCCGGGAGCAGGCUGGGCGUGGGAGGGUGCAUCACGGGCGCGCUGGGCGAGUCGGCGGGCGCCCACCUCUCCUUUGGACACAACGAGAACAAGACUUUCUUCUCCUACAAUCUGGUGAAUGGUGUCAUCGCCAACAUGCUCAGUGUGGAAGGUCUACGAACGUUUGUGGACACCAAGUCCAUGGAGUCGGUGUAUGGUGCGGGGUGGACUGCAGAGGAUGUGCUGUCGGGGAGUGUGAGCCCGCCACCUGGCUCGGAGGGCUUGCUGAACACCCUGAAGGAGAAGCAAAAGCUGUACACCGUGGAGCUGAGGGAGGCGGCGCGCACUCGGGCUGCCGGGCCCCCCGCAGAUGCAUAA
This is a messenger RNA of Auxenochlorella protothecoides, 597 nucleotides long. RefSeq lists its product as hypothetical. The record is from RefSeq and is a predicted model, not a curated record. The transcript has 5 exons. The coding region runs from base 1 to 597 and encodes 198 amino acids. NCBI's taxonomy places the organism in Eukaryota, Viridiplantae, Chlorophyta, Trebouxiophyceae, Chlorellales, Chlorellaceae. Gene Ontology annotation, molecular function: phosphatidylinositol binding.